UCAUAUGUAUAUUGUUAGAAAUGGUUGUCAAGCGAGCAACGUAAACAUUAAUAAUUUUAAUCUAUUAGUUAUUUAACGAUUAAUCAUGAGCAGCCGUAACCCUUACACUUUAAUGAGUGUCCCGGAUGAACAGUUCGAUUAUUUAUUUAAAAUUGUUCUUAUUGGGGAUUGCGGAACAGGAAAGACAUGCAUUGUGCAACGCUUGAAAUCCGGAAAUUUCAUCGAAAGACACGGCAAUACAAUAGGUGUAGACUUUUCAAUGAAAACUUUGAUUGUAGACGGGAAGAGGGUCAAGCUCCAGAUAUGGGAUACAGCGGGGCAGGAACGCUUUAGAACGAUCACGCAAAGCUACUAUCGCUCUGCCAAUGGUGUAAUUAUAGUUUACGAUAUAACAAAACGAUCAACCUUUCUGUCCAUACAAAAAUGGAUAGAAGAAGUACGGAGGUAUACAUCAUCUAAUGUUAUCGUAUCAUUGAUUGGUAAUAAAUGUGAUCUAACAGAACAAAGAGAGGUGGAACCCGAUGAGCCCAAGUCUUUCUGCCGUUAUGUCCCUGAAAUAAUGUUUGUUAUGGAAACAUCAGCUAAAGAUAACACAAAUGUUGAGGACACAUUCAGAAAUAUAGCGACAGAGCUGAAGAGGCAACAUGAUAAUAGUGAAGGACCUCCGGCGGAGUCAGAAUCAGUUGUACUCGGUGAGAGUCAUCCUGUAAGUAGAUGUCAACCAUGUAAAUCUUCUUAGGACGACAUAGCACCAUAGACAAUUUUCGCCAUUUUCUUUAAAACAGUCUUAAUGAUCAAAUGUUUUAAUUAUUCUGCCAUGGCUAUGCUUUUGUAAAUAAUAACACAAAUUCACCAUAUAAUUUGUACCAUUGAUGGUGCUAUAUACACUAUUAAUAUAUACAUACAUGUAUAUUUUUUUUAUGAUUUGUAAUAUGUUUGUUACAAAUAUUGUAAAUUAUUUUUUUUAGUAAUUUUAAUUUCUUAGAAUUAGAGGCAAAGAGUAAUUGUAUUGUUUUGUUUCAUAUUAUUCAGGGCAAAAUACUUGGAAAAUUUAAAUUUAACAAGAAACCCGAUUCUUUAACUUAUAAAUUUGAUUACGUUUGAUUUAAAUCGUCUCUUAUAGAUCUGUAUUCAAGACAAUAUAUUUAUAGUUGUCUAAUAAUAUGGAAUUGCCUAAUGUAAUCUACAAUUUUUUGCAUUAUUACACAGUCGAUAUAAUGUCACAAAUAUAAUAAGUUGAAAAGUGAGCAAUUAACACUACCUCUUUAUCUUUAUCAGAAUUUAUUGUAAUUUUUACAUUUAUGCUUCAUAAAUUUAAGCAUAAAAACUUUUUGCUUUCGAGUGAUGUCGGUUAAAUAAAUAUUGUAAUGAAUCAGCGAUUUGGAAACUUAAUCUGAUGGCUUUAAAAUGUUUUAGUUUAACUUUUAUAUUUAGGUAUCAUUUUUAUAAGAUCUUCAGUCAGUUUCGAUAAUUUAUACUAGUUUUUAGUAUAUUUUAUAUUUGUACCACCAAAAUCGAGGACUGAUUUAUGCCAUAUUUUUGUUAUCUGUAAUCAUAGAUCUUUGGAGCAUAGACAUUUCUUAUGACAUUGAUGUAUUGAUAACUUAAUUUGUUUAAAAAUCAUCAUUCCACAAAACGAGAACUAUUUAUGUUGUUAGAAAAAUAAAAUUUUAUAUAUAUGUAUAUAAUAAUGAUAUUGCAGAAUCUCACAUUAAACAAUAUUAAUAUCAUUAAAUACACUUAUAGUAAACUGGUGAUAACAAAUGGUUUAUAAUUAUUUUUAUUAAAUUCGUUUCUGUUGA
Danaus plexippus (monarch butterfly) is the source of this 1802-nucleotide messenger RNA. It is a transcript of the gene Rab19, whose product is annotated as ras-related protein Rab-43. The coding region runs from base 86 to 739 and encodes 217 amino acids. The transcript is spliced from 4 exons. Gene Ontology annotation, cellular component: trans-Golgi network. Gene Ontology annotation, molecular function: GTPase activity; GTP binding. NCBI's taxonomy places the organism in Eukaryota, Metazoa, Arthropoda, Insecta, Lepidoptera, Nymphalidae. The record is from RefSeq and is a predicted model, not a curated record.